This is a messenger RNA of Cryptococcus wingfieldii CBS 7118, 1485 nucleotides long. RefSeq names its product nicotinamide mononucleotide permease. Gene Ontology annotation, cellular component: membrane. The record is from RefSeq and is a predicted model, not a curated record. Gene Ontology annotation, biological process: transmembrane transport. Bases 1 to 1485 code for a protein of 494 amino acids. Gene Ontology annotation, molecular function: transmembrane transporter activity. The transcript is spliced from 7 exons. NCBI's taxonomy places the organism in Eukaryota, Fungi, Basidiomycota, Tremellomycetes, Tremellales, Cryptococcaceae.
AUGUCCAUCCACGAGAAGACGAGCCAAGAACACCUCGAACACACCAAGUCUGCAGAUGACAUUGACCGCCAUCUCGCAGUCCAAGUUCCCGCUUCAUUACAGGGCUUGAGCGUGGAAGAAGUCGAGGCGAUUGACAAGCGUGCUACCCGAAAGCUGGAUUUGUUGCUGAUGCCCGUCCUAUUGGUGCUCUAUGUUCUAAAUUAUCUGGAUAGACAGAACAUCUCUUCGGCAAAAAUCGCUGGAAUCAUGGACAGUCUCAGUCUGACUACCACGCAGUACAAUACCUGCGUAGCUGUCCUUUUUGCAGGGUAUGUCAGUCUUCAGAUCUUUAGCAACAUCCUCGCUUCCAAGAUCAAGUACCCCGGCAUCUAUAUCUGCUUGAUGUGCGCUUUGUGGGGCGUCAUCUCUGGAUGUACGGGUGCUGUGCAGUCAUACGCUGGUCUUGCCGUGUGCAGAGUCUUCUUGGGUUUUGCAGAGAGCGCCUUUUUCCCCGGUGCUGUCUAUCUCAACUCUGUGUUUUACACCAAAAAGCAAAUGGCUUUGCGCACUGCCAUCUUGUACUCCGGAAGCCAGAUCGGAAAUGCAUUCGGUGGAUUAUUUGCCCUCGCUAUCCUCCAGCUUGACGGUGCUCAAGGUCUUGAAGGCUGGCGCUGGCUAUUCAUUGUCGAAGGCAUCAUCACUGUCGGUCUCGCCCUAGUAUUCGCCACCUUCAUCCCCAACACCCCACUCACCCUCCGCUGGCUCACAGCGCAAGAAAAAGACCAGCUCCACUACCGACUUGAAGUCGACCGUGCGUCUAAGGAUGCGACGGACGAGGUGACGACGUGGGAUGCGUUUAAGAUGGCGACGGCGGAUCCAAAGACGUGGUUGCUUUGUACUGUGCUGCAUUUCAACUAUGUCGCGGCUUCAGUGACGAACUUCUUCCCUGUCGUCGUCCAAGGUCUAGGUUUUGACCGCACAACUACCCUCGCCAUCACCUGUCCCCCCUACGUGCUCUGCUGCUUUGCCAUCCUGAUCAUUGGCUGGCACUCUGACAAGAAGAACGAACGUACUCUCCACAUCAUCUGCCCUUUCAUCAUCACCAUCAUCGCCAACAUCAUUGCCAUUUCGACAACCAAGACGGCACCGCGAUAUGUGGCGAUGUGUUUGUUGCCCGCCUCAUUCUAUGGAGCGACAUGUUGUGUGCUUUCGUGGAUUAGUGCGAGUAUCACGGGACCGGCGGUGAAGAGGGCUAUCGCUAUUGCUAUUAUCAAUUCUAUAUGCAACAUCCCAAACAUCUGGACAUCCUACCUCUACUUCAAGUCCCCACAAUACGUCGCCGCCUUCGGCGUCGACCUCGCUGCCAGUGUCCUCACUAUCAUUUUUGCCGCUUGGACGUACAUGUAUCUCAAAAGACAGAACAGCAAGAUGGAAGAAGGGGCGGCGUUGCCAAAGUCGGGGCCGACGGCGUUGCAGGUGGAGAGUGGGUUCAGGUAUCAGCUAUAG